Molecule: messenger RNA, 488 nt
Organism: Nematostella vectensis (starlet sea anemone)
Lineage: Eukaryota; Metazoa; Cnidaria; Anthozoa; Actiniaria; Edwardsiidae
Exons: 2
Coding region: 16-342 (108 amino acids)
Source: RefSeq, a predicted model, not a curated record
AAUAUCAAGGAGUACAUGAUGCUUUCCAAGUUCGUUUUCCUGAUGCUUGCAAUGGUUGUGGUCACCUGUCCAGCCAGUUUGAUAGACAGACCAGGAGAAUAUGGAACAUUGAAACAAGACUUUCCCCAAGUCCACGACAAAGUCCAGUAUGAUGACACAUGGUAUGACUGCUACGAGUUGACCCACAACCUCCCUCCUGGACCCCACUGUAGCUGUGCCUUCCUGGCAUGUACUGGUAUCGCCAACUGCUGGGGACUUCAGCCUUCUCACUGCUUCGUAUUCAACCCUUUCUACGACUUCAAGAGCAUGUCCGAGGAGGACUGUAUUUGCCAUUAUCAUUGAGGCUCCGCUAUAGUCGGUGGUUUGAUUGAAGCUAUAAUACUUAGCAUUUACAAACAGCGACCGACCCCAUUAUGAGAACACCCCCUUGUUUUCUUUAAGUUCAAAAUGUAAGAGCUUGGAACUUAUUUUCAGUGAUCAGAGAACGG